This is a messenger RNA of Capronia epimyces CBS 606.96, 3591 nucleotides long. RefSeq lists its product as uncharacterized. The coding region runs from base 1 to 3591 and encodes 1196 amino acids. NCBI's taxonomy places the organism in Eukaryota, Fungi, Ascomycota, Eurotiomycetes, Chaetothyriales, Herpotrichiellaceae. The transcript has a single exon. Gene Ontology annotation, cellular component: cohesin complex; nucleus; chromatin. Gene Ontology annotation, biological process: sister chromatid cohesion. The record is from RefSeq and is a predicted model, not a curated record. Gene Ontology annotation, molecular function: chromatin binding.
AUGGACGUGGAUUCCAACGCUCCUAGUGACACUACAGAGCAGCCUCGCAGAUCAGGCAGAACAGUCCGCAAAACAGAUCUCUUCUCUCAAGAGCAUCAUCAAGGCAGCCUCACCACCAAUGGCGCCACGAAGCGGAAAAGACACGCCGGCACCAUGCAGGCGGACGAUGGCAAUGAAGAGGAUGAAGAAGAUGAAGACUCUGAAUCCGAAGAUGACGAAAACGACGGAGAACCCGAUGAAGAAGAAUCCAACGCUAGGCGCAGGGCACAGCGAGCAAGAGGAGCGGCCGCAAAACCCGCUGCCAAAAGAGCAAAGACAACCAAUGGUCCUAGUACUACAUUGGCAAUCCGCUCGGUCAAUGCAGACAAUGAAUCGCGCUCCAAAAGUGCAAAGGCACGUGCUCGACCAAGCCAGGCGCAUCAACAAGGACUAUAUGCCGAAGUAUUUGGAAAAGGCCACUACCCCGAAGACGCAGCAGCUGUGUGGUUCCAGUCUCUACAAAAGGACAGUGUCGCAGCUAUAGCGGAUAUGAUCAGUUUUGUCCUUCAAUGCAUUGGUUGCAAUUCCAAGGUUGAGCCCCAGGACAUCGAAGACCAGGAUUCGGUUCCCAGCAAACUCGGGGACAUUGUGCUAGAGUACGAGCAACAAGGACUACCCGAUUAUCCCCUUAUAUCCAAGCAAAAGCAGUAUGUGGGAUUUAAGGCCGUCCUGGAAAAGUUCUUCGAAGCCACCAUCAAAGUGUUGCAUAGUACAUCCAUCCUCUACGAUCAACCCGAAAUCUACGAUAAUGUUCAUGUUUGGAUUGCCACAAUAUCGGGCGCGAACUACAAGUCUUUCAGGCAUACUGCGACAGUAAUUUCCCUGUCGAUGACUACUGCUUUGUGCGAAAUCGCGAACGAGUUGCAGGAGACUACGGCGACGCUCAAAUCCCAGCUUGAUGCCGAAAAGAAGAAAAGAAAAGUCAAUAACGGACGGAUCAAAACUAUCGCAGAAACUCUGAAGACCACCGAGACGAGACUAGGAGUCAUUGACGCUCAGCUGAGGGAUGCGUUCAACACGGUGUAUGUUCACCGAUACCGUGAUGUUGAGGAGAAAAUUCGUGCGCAAUGUGUUGCUGCCUUGGGCAGCUGGAUUGUGCUCUACCGCAAGAUGUUUUUAGAAAGCAGUUACCUGCGCUAUCUGGGAUGGGUGUUAAAUGAUACAAGUGCUGCUACACGGCUUGAGGACAUCAAGCAGUUGAAGAACUUGUACAAGAACAAGAAGAACAUCGGCGCCUUGAGAGCGUUCACCGACCGAUUUCGACCGAGGCUGGUAGAGAUGGGUACGAGAGAUGCUGAUAUCAGCAUAAGAGCCGAGACAAUCGAACUCCUGGACAGACUGCGAGAUGCCGAGUUACUGGAGCCGGACGACAUCGAUACCAUUGGACGUUUGAUUUUCGACAGUGAGCCACGAGUCAGAAAAGCCGUGGCCAAAUUCUUCGUCGCCAAUAUUGAAGACCUUUACCGGGCAAGUAUCGAGGAUUUCGAAGAAGCCUCAUAUCAUGCACACUUACCGACUCCUGAAGAUGUGGACGAUUUCACGUUGCCUACUCAAUCCUGGGUUAAAUACAAGUGUCUGAGCUCCAUCUUUGCUGGCUACGACAACGAUGAAGAAUCUCUAGAUGGCAUGCCUGCACAGACUCUGCCGUUGACCUUCACCACAGACUCCCGUUAUACUCUUGCUACCCAGGCCAUCUAUCCCCACAUGCCCGAAUUGCACGGAUGGGAAUCCCUCUCAGGCUAUCUUCUCUAUGAUCAUUCUUCAAUCCCAUCGGGAGAGAACAACGAAGACAUCGCCAUCCAGGUUCAACAGGCCUACCAGUUAAGUGGGGGUGAGGACAUCAUUCUACUUGACGUCCUCUAUUCUGCGGUCAAGCAAUACUUGCAGUCGAUAAUGAAUGCGCCGUCAGGUCGCAGGACUAACGCCACAAAGGAUCAACUCCCUCAGAUGCAGGAUACUGCAGCACAACAUCUCACAAUCAUCAUCCCCCAACUUCUCAGUAAAUACAGCAGUACGCCACAAGCCGCCUCGUCUAUUCUUCGGAUAGAGCAACUCCUUGACAUCGGUCUGAUUACUGAUCUGCAGAGCGGCGAAGCCGCCUAUUCGGCUAUCCUGGAUGAUAUCAGCAAACAGUUCACGUCACACUCGGAUCAGAAAGUUCUGGCUGCCGCAAGCGUUGCGUUUCGAAAUGCCAGGAGCUACGAGCAGAGUAAAGAAGCAGCCGACUUGAAGGUUCAAGAAAUCUGGACCGAGUCUGUCACGACACUAGCAAACAUACUCCGAGGCAAAGAUGUGGAGAAAAGAGGUACACUUGACAAACCCAUCCUUAGCGAAGUCGUCAACACAAGCCUGCGUCUGGCAGAGCUGGCGGGCGUCUACGACUGUACUCUUAUCAUCGAGGGCACUUGGGACUCUGGGACGUCCAAAAAGCACAAAGGCAAGACAAGCCACCAAACAACCCUCCUGGACCUCUUGCUGCAGUUGUUGAAACGAGGCGAGCCGGACGAGGACAGUACAGACGCCUUCUCUGAACUGGAGGACCAGUUGUGCAUUGCCCUUAUCGAACUGUUCUCACGAUAUUUCCGAUGGAAGGUGUUCAGCUUGAAGAAAGCAACUGCGGCCAACGACUUCGCCCAGCUCUCAACGAGAUCUCUGACCAGCAUUGCACUGACACGGUCGACCUUCGUGGAGACCCUUGCACCAAUCAUUCUCCUACGAUCGCCAUUGGACCCAGUGCGCUACAGCGCGAUAGUAAACGUCUUGGAGCUGUUCGCACUCUUCUCGACCAUAAGAAACAUGCACCCUGACAGGGGAGAACUGGAUGAAGACAUCAAGCGAAAUCUCCACAGCUUGAUCACGACCGUGCCAGAAGACAUUGUUAGGGAAGUCCUGAUCACUUACACGAGACUGGAAAAGUCUUUUGCAAAGAAGACGCGCAGAAAGAUCGAAACGAGUGACAAACACAAAACCCAAACCUCAGUCCAGGAAGAGACAGAGGAAGACAUUGAAAAGCCACCUGAAGAUUCCGAAGACGAAGCGGAGAAUUCGGCUUCUGAGGGCGACGAUAAUGACGACGACGAAGAGGUUCUAGGCGGAGGCCGCAGCGCAAAGAAACAGGCUGCUCUUCUCGCCGAACAGAACCUAUGUGAGCUCACUAGCAAGAUCAUCUUUGCCAUCAUUGGAGGAGCGAUCAAAGAUGAACAGGUCAAGAGACGGUUGACGCUCAACCGUAAGAAGCUAGGCAAGAAUUAUGCAACGCUGCUGUCAUAUUUGGACGAGAAGAAGGAGAAAAAGUCUGGGUCGAAGACGAAGAAAACUGGGCCUGAGACAGGAAAGAGUUCCAGAACUGAUCUCGCGUCGAGAAAACCCGUCUCGGACGAGAUGGUACUCGAGGACGAUGAUAUCGAAGAUGAUGAACAUGACGAGGAAGAGGCACAGAGGCAGCGCGAGCUGCAGGAGGAUGAUGUCGAGGACGUCGAGGAGAUUGAGCACGGCAACGACGAAGGGCAGGAAGAUGGGCCGGAAGCUGAAGAUGAAAUCAUGGGCGAUUAG